Messenger RNA from Schistocerca americana (American grasshopper), 1434 nucleotides. Its product is annotated as vegetative cell wall protein gp1-like. Lineage: Eukaryota; Metazoa; Arthropoda; Insecta; Orthoptera; Acrididae. The record is from RefSeq and is a predicted model, not a curated record. The coding region runs from base 1 to 1434 and encodes 477 amino acids. The transcript is spliced from 4 exons.
AUGCUUCGGUGGCGCACCGCCACGGCAUCUGCGCUGCAGCAAACGCAGCCGCUGCCGACCGCCAACACGUUUGCGGGCGCCAGCGUAGACGCGCCGGGGGACGGGGACGCACCUCUGGCGCCGCCCCAGAAGAACCCGCCGCCCCCGCCGCCCAUCGUCGUCCAAUGGGACGGCGUCUAUAAGCAUUUCCAGCAGAAACUUGAGAGGGUGGCAACGUCCACUACUGUCAAGGCUGUCGGCCGUGACCUGCACAAGCCGCGCCUUCCGACUUCGCUGCCGCCCCCAGGGCAGCAGCAGCAGCAGCCGUCGCCGCUACCACGCCGACAGCCCGUCCCGUUGAUGCCUCCCGCGCAGCUUCAUCCGGGAGCGCCCCAGGUGGUCACUCCGGCGCCUGCGGUCCCUCUUCAGUCGCCACCGCCUUCGGAGCUGAUGGACGUCGACCCCUCAGCCGGGCCGCCUUCCCAAGCGGUGGCUGUGCAGCCUGUCCUGCAGCCGCUUUCCUUGGGCACCCCCAAGGAGUCUGACACCGCAGCACCUUGUCCGGCGCCCACUCAGCAGCCGUCGACGCAGCGUCAGGAGACGCUGCCUCUCUUCGUGGAUCCCGACGCCCCGUCGCGUCCAGUACCAGAAGCUGCGCCCGUGGUCACAGGCGCAGCUACACUACCGCACACGAGGCAGCAAGAGUCGGGUGUGCCACCGAGAGCCUCGCCGGCCGCACUGCAAGAGUUUGCGGGCCCGGCGGCUGUGGCCUCGGUGGGUGUUGCGCCGCUGGAUUCGACCAUUCGAGAGGUCGAUGUGCCCCCGUUUGCCCCUCUGGCCCCAGAGACACAGGAAGAGCCCGUGCCUGCGCCAGUUGAAGCCCCGUCCUGCGCUAGGGGAAACCCCGCGGUCUGGACGGGGGCACAGUCUGCUGCAGAUACCACCGAGGUGGACGCCAUCGAACUGCCGGGCGCAAAGCUUGCUGAGCAGAUUGCAGAGGCAGAGCGCCGCGACAUCGACCCUGACGAUGCCCGCGCGCCCAGAAAGCGCCGGGUUGUGACGCACGACGAUUCCGACAACGCCUCCCUGACCUCUGACACCGCGAGGCCGCGGAAGAAGGCGUCUAGGGCCUCCCGCGCCUCCACCACAGAGGCUGUGAAGACGGUCGCGAGCUCCUCCCGGAGCACCGCCAAUCCGAGGCCGGCAACGAUGACGCAGCGACCCAGUAGUUCGCCUGCUGCCUCCCGGCAGCCUGAUGCGGACGCGGCGGAGGACGGCGACGCGCCUCUGGCGCCGCCCCAGAAGCAGCCGCCACCCCCGCCGCCCAUCGUCGUCGAAUGGGACGGCGCCUACAUGGAUUUCCAGCAGAAACUUGACAGGGUGGCCACGUCCACUACUGUCAAGGCCGCCGGCCGUGACCUCUACAAGGUCACAGUGACGUCCAAUGAAGAGUAA